UUGGAAAUUAAGGUUGCCAUCUUCUCCCAAGCAUAAUAAUAAUAAGGUUAAGAUUCCUCGCUUGGUUUGGAUGCAUUCUGAUGAGAUGGAGGAUAUUCAAGAGGCACAUGCUGGGCAAAUAGUUGCUGUAUUUGGUGUGGAUUGUGCAUCAGGAUAUACAUUUACUGAUGGGUCAAUUAAAUCCACAAUGACUUCUAUGAAUGUCCCUAAGCCAAUGAUGUCUUUAGCCGUUCAACCAGUUUCAAAAGAUUCAGGAGGACAAUUUUCAAAGGCUUUGAAUCAUUUUCAGAGAGAGGAUCCUACUUUGUGUAAGUAUAAGUUUUCAUGUAGAUUGUUAGAUUUGGUUCUCCAUUGGGAAAAACUAGACUUUGGUUAAGUUACUUAUAACCAUGAC
Molecule: messenger RNA, 394 nt
Organism: Quercus lobata
Lineage: Eukaryota; Viridiplantae; Streptophyta; Magnoliopsida; Fagales; Fagaceae
Product: elongation factor G, mitochondrial-like
Exons: 5
Coding region: 71-376 (101 amino acids)
Biological process (GO): mitochondrial translational elongation
Cellular component (GO): mitochondrion
Molecular function (GO): GTPase activity; translation elongation factor activity
Source: RefSeq, a predicted model, not a curated record